AAACACAUUGAAAAAGAGUACUCUGUUUUUCUCUGAUUCAAAACCAAGCAAGAAAAAGAGAUCGAAAUCGACAACAAUGGCGGAUCUUUGCUGCAAAUGCUUGGAGAUCCUUAUCGCCAUUCUCCUCCCUCCCCUUGGCGUGUGCCUCCGCCAUGGCUGCUGCUCUUUGGAGUUCUGCAUCUGCUUGGCUCUCACCAUCCUUGGCUACCUCCCCGGAAUCCUCUACGCCCUCUACGUCAUCGUCGCCGUCGAACCAGAGCGCCACCGCCAUGAUUAUUACCAUUCCGUCAAUGAGGUGGCUUAGCGUUUUGUUUUUAGAUGCAGGUCUCUAUGAUCUUGUGUGAAUUCUUAGCUGCGUGCCGGCUCAUUCGGUGAUAUUUCUAUGUAUGGCUUUCUCCAAAGGCAGGGCAUGUUCUGAAGCAUAAUACAUCAUCAAAUCACUCUGUUCCCUGGUUCAUCUUUGCUUGUGUUACAAUGUUAAUUUAGGAUGUAUUCCUUUUAAAGUUUUUGUUUUGUGACUUACCAACUUAUCUAUGUAUUUGUACAUGUCUUAUUUGAAAUUGAGUUUGUGUUUAGAUGUAUACUUUUCCCCUUUAAAUCCAAUAAUAGCAACUUAUUGAUGUUUUAA
This is a messenger RNA of Dioscorea cayenensis subsp. rotundata (Guinea yam), 628 nucleotides long. RefSeq names its product hydrophobic protein OSR8-like. The transcript has 3 exons. Lineage: Eukaryota; Viridiplantae; Streptophyta; Magnoliopsida; Dioscoreales; Dioscoreaceae. Gene Ontology annotation, cellular component: membrane. The record is from RefSeq and is a predicted model, not a curated record. The coding region runs from base 77 to 304 and encodes 75 amino acids.